AUGAGUGCUAUGUUUUCUCUAAAUGACCUAGGAGAACUCUCAAUUUUCCUUGGUAUUGAGUUUACUAAAACUACCUUAUUAUUACUGCUCACUCAACGAAAAUACAUUGAGCAACUUUUGCAGAAGACUAAUUUACUCCUCAUUACUCCUUAUGCAACACCUAUGGCUGUAAAUGUUCAUUUACAUGCUGGUGAUAGUGAAAAUUUUUCCAAUCCUUCUUUAUAUCGUAGUGUUCUUGGCACACUACAAUAUAUGUGUUACACUCGUCUUGACAUUACCUUUACAGUUAAUAAACUUAGUCAAUUCAAGCAUGAGCCUACUGUAAAGCAAUGGAAUUGUGUUGAAAGGUUGUUGCGUUAUCUCAAGGGUACUAGCACAUAUGGUCUACUUAUUAAACCAGCACUUCAUUUUUGUGUUCAAGCUUUUGCUCAUGCAGAUCAUGGGGGAAGUCAUUUUGAUCAAAGAUCAACUAGUGGGUUCUGCACUUAUCUUGGACUAAAUCCCAUCACAUGGACCUCAUGCAAGCAGCAAGUUAUUGCUCAAUCAGUGUAA
Molecule: messenger RNA, 552 nt
Organism: Neltuma alba
Lineage: Eukaryota; Viridiplantae; Streptophyta; Magnoliopsida; Fabales; Fabaceae
Exons: 1
Coding region: 1-552 (183 amino acids)
Source: RefSeq, a predicted model, not a curated record